AUGAGUUUGUUUUUCUUUCUGGCCUCAGGGGCAAAUGUAAAUGCUGCUAAACUUCACGAGACAGCCCUCCACCACGCAGCCAAAGUGAAAAACGUCGAUCUGGUGGAGAUGCUGAUUGAAUUUGGAGGAAAUAUUUACGCGAGGGACAACCGAGGAAAGAAGCCAUCGGAUUACACCUGGAGCAGCAGUCCCACAGCAAAGUGCUUCGAGUUCUAUGAAAAAACGCCUCUGAGUUUGUCACAGCUCUGCAGAGUGACGGUGAGGAAAGCCGCCGGGCAGCGAGCGCUGGAGAAGAUUGCCAAGCUAAAUAUUCCCCCGCGAUUAAUCCAGUACCUGUCCUACAACUGACAGGGGCGAAGGUGGCCGGGAAGGAC
Messenger RNA from Pterocles gutturalis (yellow-throated sandgrouse), 374 nucleotides. Its product is annotated as ankyrin repeat and SOCS box protein 13-like. Bases 1 to 348 code for a protein of 115 amino acids. The transcript is spliced from 2 exons. Gene Ontology annotation, biological process: intracellular signal transduction; positive regulation of protein catabolic process; protein ubiquitination. Lineage: Eukaryota; Metazoa; Chordata; Aves; Pterocliformes; Pteroclidae. The record is from RefSeq and is a predicted model, not a curated record. Gene Ontology annotation, molecular function: protein binding.